UGGCGGCGGGUCGAUGUCUCAAAGGUUGGAGUGGAUUUGUCGCUGCUCUGCAGGACAGUGACCUGAUUCCAACUCAGACUGCUCUCUCCUCCUGGACUCGCUGCCGUAUCUGCUCAGGAUGAGGACUACUAGUUGCUGGUUGCUUCUGGCAUUGUUGCCAUUGCUUUCCAGUGCCCAGCUUCUGGACAUCUGCAGCGCCCGACCCAAAGACCUUGCUCUGGAGCCGCACUGCGUCUAUCGCAGCCCCGACCCGGACCCAGACGAGGCCGACGAACCGACCCCGGAGCCGCGGCCCGUCAACCCCAGGGUGUGGGAGCUAUCGAAGGCUAACGGCCGCUUCGCCCUGGCCCUGUACAAGCAGAUGGCCCUCAGCCGGACGCCCGAUAGCAACAUCUUCAUGUCGCCCCUCAGCAUCUCCACCGCCUUCGCCAUGACCAAACUGGGAGCCUGCAACCAGACACUGGAGCAGAUCAUGAAGGUGUUUCAGUUUGACACCAUCAAGGAGAAAACAUCAGAUAUGAUCCACUUCUUCUUCGCCAAGCUGAACUGCCGACUGUACAGGAAGAAAGACAAAACGACGCUGCUGGUCUCCGCCAACCGGCUGUUCGGGGACAAGUCGCUCUACUUUAACGAGACGUACCAGAACAUCAGCGAGACCGUGUACGGAGCCAAACUGAUGCCUCUCAACUUCAAGACAAACCCGGAGGCGGCUCGGAUCACCAUCAACGACUGGAUCUCCAACAAGACGGAGAACAGGAUCCAGGACACGCUGCCGUCCGGCGCCUUGGACUCUAACACCGUUCUGGUUCUUGUCAACACCAUCUACUUCAAGGGUUUGUGGAAAAACAAGUUUCCCAAAGACAGCCUGAUGGCGUCAGAGUUCUUUGUGGACGACAGUCGCAACUGUGAGAUCAGCAUGAUGUACCAGGAGACCAAGUUCAACUACAAGGACCUGCGUGAGGAGAAGGUGCAGCUGCUGGAGAUGCCGUACCGAGGAGACGACAUCACCAUGGUGAUCAUCCUGCCAAACAAAGGCCAUCCGCUCAGUCAGGUGGAGCAGAAUCUGGACCAGAACAAGCUGAAGAGCUGGCUGGACCAGAUGAGAGAAACCUCCGUGUCCGUCACCGUCCCGCGCUUCCGGGUGGAGGACAGCUUCAGCCUGAAGGACAAGCUGCAGCAGAUGGGGCUGACCGACCUGUUCAGCGCAGACACGGCCAGCCUGCCCGGAAUCCUGGAGGACGGCAGCGACUCCCUGUUCAUCUCUGAUGCUUACCACAAGGCCUUCCUGGAGGUGAACGAGGAGGGAAGUGAAGCUGCCGCCUCCACUGCCGUGGUCGCCGUCGGACGCUCCCUGAACCUGGACCGGGAGUAUUUCCUGGCCGAUCAUCCGUUCCUGGUGAUCAUCAGAGAGUCGACGCUCAACACGCUGCUGUUUGUCGGCCGCGUGGCCGACCCCUGCCAGCAAUGAAACGGCCGCUGUUCAUUGGCCAAUGAAACGGCUCCGUUGAACGACGCCGUCCUGUAAAAAUCAUUCAGAGGUCAGGAGGGUUUCAGGCUUCGACGGCACCAGAAACAAACAUAAUCCAGUUCCAGAAGAGCUCAAAUAAAACAUUUGUGUAUUAAACUUACUUUGAAUACUUAAUGUUGAUUUUCAACUAGACUUGGACUAGGCCAUUUUUAUGGUUUGAUUUCAGCUCCUCUGUCCUUGUAAAUGUAAAAUCCUUCUUUGUUUGAGUCUGUUGAGUAAAAUCCCAAUAAAACACA
Molecule: messenger RNA, 1764 nt
Organism: Poecilia latipinna (sailfin molly)
Lineage: Eukaryota; Metazoa; Chordata; Actinopteri; Cyprinodontiformes; Poeciliidae
Gene: serpinc1
Product: serpin peptidase inhibitor, clade C (antithrombin), member 1
Exons: 8
Coding region: 119-1468 (449 amino acids)
Molecular function (GO): serine-type endopeptidase inhibitor activity
Source: RefSeq, a predicted model, not a curated record